AGUGACAAGUAAAAGUGGAUACAAAAUGUCAUGGCUUCAAGAACUUUGAAGAAUUGACAUAUAUUAAUGUAAAGCUGAUUUCCUAAUAUUAUAAAGCGAAACUCUUAUAUCUAAAGCUAUACCGUCACAUGAUAUCGGGCUACAUUUUCUUCAGGACUCUUAGGUUUGUUUUAAAUUUUCAUAGUUUCGGACAACUUAAAAAUGAGUAUGUGUUACUGCGCGUGCUCUUGAGUUUUAUCUCAUGACCACCCGUAAAUGCAUUUACUACCGUAUUUCAUAAUUAUUAUUAACGAAAUUAUUUAUAUGCUCGGUGCAACUAUUAAUAUCAAUGGAAGAUUUAAUUCUAGUGAAUGGAACAACUCUUAUUUUUGUCGGACUAUAUCAAAGAAUACAAGUUCUAAUAACAAAUUCAAAAAUGUUUUUGAUGAAAUGGUAGAAUAUAAGCUCCUCAAGCACCUGUUAUACAGUGUUAAUGGUAAUUGUUUUUUCAUAAUUACACUUUUUAUCAGAAAUUCCUGUGAAUUUUAUAAGAUUGAACAAGCAAUUAUUGUCUCAGUUUAUGAAACAAGAUGGCAUUGGUGACACGGAUAUCUACGUAUACGCACUGUUGUUUUAUAAUGAUCUCGAAAAACUGUACAGAAUGCUACCCAGCAAAAUAUCUUUCGAAAUGGUUGAUCAGUACUUACAACGCCUCAUGAUCACUAUCUUGACCACUGAAGCAACUAGCAGAAAUCUCGGCCUCUCACCUGACAGCCUAAGGACAUGUUUCCAAAGCAACAGGCUUUUUGCGCACUCUGUUAACAUAUUUGGAGAUCAAUCCUAUGAAUGGUUUAAAUCCUUUAGUCAAGGUGUCAAGCAUUAUCAGAGAAUUCACAGAAUGUUACAACUAACGUUGAAUGUCCUGGAUUCAGGUCCUAGUGGUUCAUGUCAAGCUGGUAUGCGAAAGCUUAGCUUGGGCUGCCCGGAUACAGAUGGCUGUUUUGGAACUGUCGCCAAGCAAGAAUGUUCAACUCCAUGUUCAAGUUACUGCACAAAUAUAAUUCGUGGUUGUUUAACUCCAACUGUCUUGUUUGCCCCAAAACAAUUUGCUUAUCUUGAUAUGAAGUUAUUAUGGAAUUAUAAAAGCCAAGUGCAUUUUAAUGAUCUGGUAGCGUCAUUAAACGCUACCAAGUUGUACACACUCCUAAGAGAAGGAAUCAAAAAUGUUGAAGAAAACGUCAUACCACUCAAAAGUAGGCUUCAACAAUUCUGUCGAGGAAGCAAAUUAAAAAGUACUUCAGUCUCCUCAAGUGCAUCUUAUCACGAUAACGUUUUACCAAAUGAGAUGAAGACUGUAUAUGAGACGAAUUUCAGUAUAGAAUACAAUAAAAUGAUAGAUUUUAUAAAAACAACUGAAAAGGACUUGAACUCCUUGAUUAACAAAGUGGAUAAUUUGAAAAAAUACAUGAAUAGUAUUGAAUCAUUCUAUUGCUCCGAAGGAAAUGAAUAUAUGUGCUGGAAUGGAUCAUCAUUUGAUCGGUACACUAGGAAAGUCUCAGAUUUUUCUAUGAACAGUCAAAUGCGCAACCCAGAAAUAAUAAUAACAAGUGAAGACUUACAAUUUCAUCUGUUGCAAGAAAUGCAUGUGCGAAAAAGGACAGAAGCUAAAGGCAGCUAUUCCAAGAUGAAUGUAGGAAGUGAAAUUCCACCAUCCAACUUGGUAAUCAGUCAAACCAACUCCAAACACGAAAAUGAAUUUAAAGCAGAAUCAAGCGGUAUGCAUCCUCAGUUCUCGCUUACUGAACUUGAUAUGUUUCAAAUGAAUACUUAUAACGACGAUGGAAAUCCCUCACCAUUUUUUAGUGAUUCUAACGGCAGACAAGAAAAUAAUGAUAUUUCUUCAGAUGACUUAGUUAAUCGAGCUGUGAACCAAGGAUGUUCUGUAGAUGAUGAAGAUUGUCAGUUACAUUUUGCUGAUAUCCAUCUUGAGGAAAACGAUAGCAAUGAAGUUAAUGGAUAUUCUACAUCACAUGAUAUAUCGUUGGAUUCAGAAAGAAAUUCCCCAGAUAACCAGUUGAGUGAAAAUAAAAUUACAAUGGAAACAGAGCUGAAUAACGUCAAAAUAUCUAACACUUCGAAAACUCUGAAAUCUGAAAAGCACAUUAAUUCUGUGAAUAAGAUAUCUGAGAGUUUGACGGUUAUUAUCUACACCACACUGGUAAACUUUGUUUAUUUCCAUAAUGUUUAGUCUUUAAAAAGACUGAAUUUCACUGUAAAUAGACUGUUUUAGUAGCUUUUCCUAUGUGUUUUGUAUUCUUCUUCCUAAUUUUUAUUAUUCUUGGCAUAAAAGCAAAAUCUAUUCUGUUUGUUACACGUGCAUAAUUCCUACGACAUUAAUCUACACACAUAUGAUGUGUUCAUAAACAUGUCUAACCUAACCGUUGAUUGGUUUAAAAGGUUGACUUUUCUAUGCAUUUCUCUACACUUCGUUUUAAUUUCGGAUGUAUUCUUGGCAUGAUUUCCCAUCUCAGUUUCUUAAAUGCCCUCAUUCUUCCUUCCUACAAAAAAUCUAUGUACUGCAUUACUGUUUGAUUUCGAGUUUCACCUGCCUUAACGUGAUCAUAUGCUGAUGUACUUUUUUAAACAGAAUAACUUACUGCAUAUACUCAUAAUAAACUUUAAAACUACGUAAGGUUAUCCACAUAUUAAACAUAACUGAUCUAAGUAUAUCAC
This is a messenger RNA of Trichobilharzia regenti, 2712 nucleotides long. The record is from the annotation of a GenBank genome assembly. NCBI's taxonomy places the organism in Eukaryota, Metazoa, Platyhelminthes, Trematoda, Strigeidida, Schistosomatidae.